UGUUUACGAACUUAGCACGUGCGGUGGUGGGUUGAAGCUGACAAAUUUUACAGUGCGCUUCGGGCAGCACGGCAGGUCAAAACUGGGUCAAAAUCGAGCGAAUAAAGGAGAUUUUUGACCCAAGUAUGAUGACAGUUCUACAGAACUGUCAUCAUACUUGGAGUUUUGACAGCAGUUAGUGCGCUUCCAUGUCAAAACGAGGUGAGCUGGUGGAAUAAAGAAAUUCACUAUAAAUUGGCCCUGACAAAAAUAAAAACCAAACCAAUAUCAACAGAGUCGUCAGGGCCAAUAGCAUGUGAAGUGAACUGUGCAAACAAUGUGGAUUUACGAGAAUUAGAAUGAAUUAAUGCUCUAGUGUAAGGAAAUCUUUUAAAUAAUGUCUGGGCCUGAAGUAAAAAAGCACCGAGCUAAAUUUAAGAAAGGCAGAAUCAAUCGAAAUUCGAAGGUAACGAAAACCAAAAUCAAUCAUUUGAAGUUAUCGGUUGAUUGUGAAUCGAACGAAAUCUCCCGGUUAAUUGAAAAGUGUAUCAAUGCAAGUGUUGAAGAAAACUGCAAGUUUUCGGAUUUCCCUCUUUCAAAAAAGACAUUACAAGGAUUAACACAAAGUCAGUAUAAAAUACCAACUGCUAUACAACGUGAAUCUAUCUUACCGGCUUUACAAGGUAAAGAUAUUUUAGCUACUGCCAAAACCGGUAGUGGAAAAACACUGGCAUUUCUUAUUCCAAUUUUUGAGAAAUUAUACGUUAAUCAGUGGACACGCCUUGAUGGGCUUGGUGCUCUGAUAAUAACUCCGACUCGUGAAUUGGCCUUACAGAUAUUUGAGACUGUUGCCAAAAUAGGCAAGCAUCAUGAUUUUACUACUGGUCUGAUUAUCGGUGGACAAAACCUAAAGUUUGAAAAGUCUCGAUUGCACCAAUUAAACAUUAUUAUAUGCACUCCGGGACGAGUGUUACAGCACAUGGAUCAAAAUCCACUUUUCGAUAGCACAAACCUGAAAAUAUUAGUUUUGGAUGAAGCAGAUCGAUGUCUGGAUAUGGGAUUUGAGGUGACAAUGAACUCAAUUAUAGAGAAUUUACCGGUGGAAAGACAAACAUUAUUGUUUUCGGCUACACAAACAAAAUCUGUAAAAGAUUUGGCUCGGUUGAAUCUUCAGAAUCCUGUGUAUAUAGCUCCCCAUGAGAAAGAACAGUACACGACACCGCACCGCUUGCAGCAGAACUAUGUCGUAAUUGAGCAAAAAAAUAAGCUUACAAUGCUUUGGUCUUUUCUUAGAGCUCAUGCCAAGCAAAAAGUUAUUAUAUUUUUUGCGACCUGCAAACAGGUAAAAUUUUUUUAUGAAAUAUUUCGUAAACUUCGCCCUAGCGCAUUGUUACUUCCUCUGUACGGUGGAAUGAAUCAAGAAAAACGGAAUAAAAUUUACACCGAAUUUUGCGCGCGUAGUAAUGUAUGUUUAAUGGCAACAGAUAUAGCCUCUCGUGGUUUAGAUUUCCCAAAAGUAAACUGGGUUGUGCAACUUGACUGUCCAGAAGAUGCUAUUCAAUAUAUUCACCGAGCAGGCCGUGCGGCACGCUUGAAUACAAGCGGGGAAAGCUUGCUUGUUUUGAUUCCGCAAGAGGAAAACGGAAUGAUUGAGCAACUACAAAAAUCAAAAGUACCUAUCAGCAAAAUUCACAUAGAUGAGAAGCAACUUUUCUCGCCGUUAGUAAAAAUUCAAUCAUUUCUUGCGCAGUCACCAGAGUUAAAAGAAUCAGCCAAACGUGCCUUUGUCGCUUAUGUAAAAUCAGUGGCACUAAUGAAAGACAAAUCUGUUUUUAAAGUGUCAAACCUAGAUAUGGAAGCGUAUGCCAGAUCGUUGGGUUUGUUGGUAACUCCACGUGUUCGAUUCUUAUCAAAAAUAGGUGCAGCACCAAAAAAUGUUCAUACAGAUCUAAAGGUUACAGUUGCUGAGGACGAUGUCGAUAGUAGUGGCGAUGAGUUAUUCACAGUAAAGUGCUCUGGGAUACCAGUCGUGGAAGAAAAAACUACUUCACCAUUAAUAAAAGGUACCAAGAAAAAGAUUACCAAAGUGAAGCUUAUGAAGAAAGCUUCAGUUACAAAUAAAAAAAUUGUUUUCGAUGAUAGCGGUCAUGAGACGGAAUUGAAACAUGACGAGGUGUACGACAUAGAAAAGGCUCGAGUAGAGCUAAUGUUGGGAGACGCAGAGGAUAAAGAGCGUUAUAAAGCUUUGAAGAAGGCCAAGCGAGUGGCACAGAAGGAAAAACUUAAACGGAAAUCCGAAGAGCAUGAUGAGGUUGAGAGCGUGGAUCACUUUGAUAGCGGUAACGAACAGAGUGUGGAUUUAAAUUGGUUACCUGAUCCCGACAAAAUUUACGUAAACCACAGCUCGUCAGGUAGUGUAGUUGAUCAUAAAGUACCAAAAGUUGCUGUAAAGGUCACUAAGAAACGUAGAACUGUGAAUGUUAGUGAUAUCACGUUGAAUGAAGCUGAACGACUUGCCAUGGACCUUCUCCAAUAGAAAUGAUAUUUAAUACCUAAUACAAAACCUGAAAACAUAAUAAAUGCUUCACGAAUUUA
This is a messenger RNA of Wyeomyia smithii (pitcher-plant mosquito), 2574 nucleotides long. Its product is annotated as probable ATP-dependent RNA helicase DDX10. Gene Ontology annotation, cellular component: nucleus. The record is from RefSeq and is a predicted model, not a curated record. Bases 377 to 2515 code for a protein of 712 amino acids. NCBI's taxonomy places the organism in Eukaryota, Metazoa, Arthropoda, Insecta, Diptera, Culicidae. Gene Ontology annotation, molecular function: nucleic acid binding; RNA helicase activity; ATP binding. The transcript has 3 exons. Gene Ontology annotation, biological process: rRNA processing.